This is a messenger RNA of Emys orbicularis (European pond turtle), 1005 nucleotides long. RefSeq names its product ankyrin repeat and SOCS box containing 5 (gene ASB5). The transcript is spliced from 8 exons. NCBI's taxonomy places the organism in Eukaryota, Metazoa, Chordata, Testudines, Emydidae. The coding region runs from base 1 to 1005 and encodes 334 amino acids. Gene Ontology annotation, molecular function: protein binding. Gene Ontology annotation, biological process: intracellular signal transduction; positive regulation of protein catabolic process; protein ubiquitination. The record is from RefSeq and is a predicted model, not a curated record.
AUGACUGUCAUAGAGGAAAAUCGCCCUUUUGCCCAGCAACUAUCUAACGUCUACUUUACUAUACUUUCACUUUUUUGUUUUAAACUUUUUGUGAAAAUCAGCCUUGCCAUCCUCAGUCACUUCUACAUUGUAAAAGGGAACCGUAAGGAAGCAGCAAGGAUAGCUGAUGAAUUUUAUGGAAUUCCUCAAGGGCAAGGUAUUUCAGAUUGCUGUUCUUGGGCAGAUCGUUCACCACUGCAUGAGGCAGCCAGUCAAGGACGUCUCCUUUCUCUAAAAACUUUACUGUCACAGGGUUACAAUGUGGAUACUCUGACAAUUGACCAAGUCACUCCAUUACAUGAAGCCUGCCUGGGAGAUCAUGUAGGGUGUGCAAGAAUCCUUCUUGAAGCAGGGGCAAAUGUAAAUGCUACAACAAUUGAUGGAGUGACCCCAUUAUUUAAUGCAUGUUCAAGAGGCAGUGCAUCUUGUGCAGAGCUUUUGUUGGAGUAUGGUGCCAAAGCUCAGUGGGAGUCGUGUCUCCCUUCACCGACUCACGAAGCAGCCAGUAGAGGCCACAGUGAAUGUCUGGAAGUGCUGAUCUCCUGGGGCAUAGACGUUGACCAAGACAUUCCUCAUCUGGGAACACCUCUAUAUGUAGCUUGUGUUUCACAGCAGAUCCAUUGCAUUCGAAAACUUCUUUAUGCAGGAGCUAAUGUACAGAAAGGAAAGUAUUUGGACACGCCACUACAUGCAGCGGCUCAGCAACCCAGUACAGAGAUAGUAAAUUUACUUCUUGAAUUUGGGGCAGACAUUAAUGCCAAGAAUACAGAUUUUGAACGGCCCGUAGAUUUAGCUGCCCCAAGCAGUUUGGUGGAGAGAAUGUUGCUUCUGCAUGAAGCUACUCCAUGCUCUCUUUGCCAACUCUGCCGACUAUGUAUCCGAAAUUGCAUAGGAAGAGCAAGACUGCAUCUUAUCCCCCAACUUCAGUUGCCAACAAUAUUGAAGGAUUUUUUACAGUAUAGAUAA